GCAACUCUCUUCUACCCCUCAUCGCACAUCCAGUUACCAGUGGCGUUGCCUGCUCUGAGGCUCAGGACGCGUCGUGAGUUCCUCGUUCCGAAUCUGCCUGAUUCAUGAUGAUCAUUCAGGAACUAGGAAGCCUCUGGAACAGUGGACAAGCUGCCGCCUUUGGACGGGUCGAUGCGGUAUUCUCGAACCGUCUCUUAUUUGUCUUGAUGAGUCAGGGACAAUCCAGAUUUAUUCACAACUUUCUCGUUCUAUCAAAGUUUCUUUCAACAAUCAUUCAAUAAUUCAAGUUUCCCCCCACAUCCGCAAUUUUGAUUAUAACCCACAUGAAAAAACGUCCCACAACUCUUUCUCAUUCCAAUACACAUUUCACUCUCGAUGCCCAAACUCCAGCCAGUAACGGGGACUUCCAGUUUCGCGUUCCCGAAAUCCCUUCGCGGGCACAACCUCGUGCCACUUCUAGUAGCCACUGUUCCGACCUUGACCUGGACUUCGAGGUGUUGGUGCCUUCAUCCCAACCUGUAUUUGAUCAUGUUGAAUGGCAAGGUUCCCAGACACCUUCACUAAGGAAAGUGAUGGAGGAUGCCAGGUCAUUGAAACGACGUGCAAUCAAGACCAGAACUUACCAUGAACCAGUAACGUCAGGUACACUCUCAACUGACGUUGCGAAGAAUCCUCGACUUCCAACUUCAAGAAUACGUCCUCCAUUGGCCGAAUGUGUCAAAAGCAGAAAUCAAAAUGACAACAAUGAUCAGUGCCCGUCGAGCUCUAAAUCCGUCGAAAAGUUAUCGGCAACCGCGGAUGAGUACUUCGGCAAGAUUCAAAAGAUUAUGGAGAAAGCUUCCAAGGAUAUGGAUCGUAGCAAUCAGAUAUUGUCAAAGGGAAGAGGAGAACCCUUGAUGAAGGUGAAUCCUAAAGGAAGGUCGAAAGCAGAAAGGAGGAAGGUGUGGGGAGGUGGAGUUACUGGACGCGUUGAGAAGCAGAGGCGAGGUCAUGGGGGUUAUGAUGUCCAUAUCCUCGCUGUUGAGGGUGGCGAAAGAACAAGUGCGAAGGGAAAAGAGCGUGAAGUGAUUGACGAUGUCACCGUCGACGACGGGAUGGACGUGGAUGGCAAUCAGAGUGGGAUGGCGAUGGAUGUGGAUCUACGUUUGCCUAUACCUCUCCAUCCGCCUCCUCUUCUGCUACCCCGAAGCGUAAGAAGUGGAGAAUCGCUCCCCUUGGUGCCUCAGGAGCCUGCUUUAGCAACGGUUGAAAUGCCGCCUCUGCGAACUAGAGGACAAGCAUCAAUCCCACCAACUUCGAAUCACCAACCUUCCGCUGAUAGCCGGAAUUCGACCUCAAGCAGACUUGCUCGAGAACGAGACAUUCGACGCGCUCUAUCUUCUGGUCCCGACGGGAUUUCGGGGUCCAAGACAUCUGCGUCUCCAGAUGCCCGACCAUCUAAUUCGUCAGGUUUAUCCUCUUUGCCGUGCUUUUUUGCAGCUUCCACAAGCGCCCCUCCGUCUUCAAGCUCUUCGCGCAGUACGUCGGCUGGUUCCGGUUUCAGCUUUGAAACAAGCUCUCGAGACCGCGGAUCAUCGAGAUCAAAUUUUGAUUCGGUGUAUGGGUCUUUGCCCAUACCCACAAAGGAGCAACAGAAGGACUGGAAGGAAAGAAAGGAGAGGGUGGUUGUGCCUUCCCCCUCAUCAAGCCCGUUCGUUGUCCCUGGCUUGGAUCAUGUGAAGAUGGGGAGGGAAAAGGAGAGAGUUGGAGCGAGUGCUCCUAAAAGACCUCCUCAUGCCCAAGAGGUCAAACCAGCCUCGGGUCUUCCUGUCCUAGGAAUGAGGAGGAGGCAUAAUCUCCCCUCCAAUGCUUCGAACAAGUCGUUCAAGGUGCCGUUUAAGAGAGGCGAUUCAGCAAAGAGGUUGGAAGAAAUCGCCAAGGGCUUGGAACAACGGCAAGAGACUGACAAUGGCCCUGAUAUUCAUGAAGGGGAAGCAGAUUCAUCGAGUUAUUCGGCCUUGGAUAUCUCGAUGAACUCUGAUCUGGCGGAUGAAUUGAACAAUAUCGAGCAGAAGUAUUCGCAGGAUUCGAUGAAGUAG
Molecule: messenger RNA, 2078 nt
Organism: Marasmius oreades (fairy-ring Marasmius)
Lineage: Eukaryota; Fungi; Basidiomycota; Agaricomycetes; Agaricales; Marasmiaceae
Exons: 3
Coding region: 324-2078 (584 amino acids)
Source: RefSeq, a predicted model, not a curated record